Molecule: messenger RNA, 358 nt
Organism: Chrysoperla carnea
Lineage: Eukaryota; Metazoa; Arthropoda; Insecta; Neuroptera; Chrysopidae
Gene: Atox1
Product: copper transport protein ATOX1 homolog
Exons: 3
Coding region: 92-307 (71 amino acids)
Molecular function (GO): metal ion binding
Source: RefSeq, a predicted model, not a curated record
UAUAAAUAUGCUUCUGUCACACGUCACAGAUAUGAAAAUUUCAAUGACAUUUUAGUCAGUGUUAUGUUACUUGGUCCGAAAUUGUGUUAAAAUGCCAGUUUUUGUUUAUAAGGUCGAUAUGACCUGUGACGGUUGUGCAAAUCGUAUUCGGAAAAAAUUAUCCGGAUUGAAUGGUCAAGGUUUGGAAGACGUUGACAUCGAUCUAGAAAAUAAAUUAGUUAAAGUUACCGUAAACAACUUCACAGCUGAACAAAUUCUGGCAGAAAUUAAAAAAACUGGAAAAGAGGCAUCUAUUGUUCCUGCAUAGGAAUUAAUUUCUUUUUAUAUAUUUAUAUUGUUUAUUUUUUUUUUUCAUAUG